Sorghum bicolor (sorghum) is the source of this 1683-nucleotide messenger RNA. Its product is annotated as ethylene-responsive transcription factor ABR1. The coding region runs from base 198 to 1352 and encodes 384 amino acids. Gene Ontology annotation, molecular function: DNA binding; DNA-binding transcription factor activity. Gene Ontology annotation, biological process: regulation of DNA-templated transcription; ethylene-activated signaling pathway. The transcript is spliced from 2 exons. The record is from RefSeq and is a predicted model, not a curated record. Lineage: Eukaryota; Viridiplantae; Streptophyta; Magnoliopsida; Poales; Poaceae.
AGGUUGAACGGUCUGAUGCGAUAGAUAGAGGAAGCAGUAGUAGAGUAGAUAGAUACGCCGCAGCUGCCGGCGCCCCUUGCCUGCGACGACUCUGCUCUUGCUCUGUUUAGUUUGCGUGGCCGGGUACGCAGGGCAGGGGAGCUGGGGAGGGUUGGUUCGGUUCGGUUCGGUCUUUGCAUGCGCGGGCGACGACGUUGAUGUGCUUCGAGCUGGCGGACCAGCAGCGCGGAGGCGGCGGCGGCGGCGCGGGGUGGCCGGCGAAGCGGCGUGCAGGAGCAGGAGGCGGUCAGGACGAGGGCGCGGGGAUGGCAAUGGCGGCCGCCGGCACCGGGGAGGUGAUGUCCGAGUACUACCAGGCGCAGGAGCUGUCAACGAUGGUGUCGGCGCUGACCCAGGUCGUAGCGGGCGGGCCGUGGGCCGGGUCCGCCGCCGGCGCCGCGCCGAGGGGGAGCGCCCCGGAGCAGCAGCCAAUGCACGGCGGCUACGCGCAGGAGAUCGGCGCGCCAUCGCCGGAGCUCGCAGGGUCGGAGCUGAGCUCGGACACCCAGAGCGCGGGAGCGGCGGCCAUGGAGGAGCACCACUCGUCAGCGGCUGCGCUGGCCAGCCAGGACCCAGAGGGGCCCGAGACGCCGCGGCGGCGGUACCGCGGGGUGCGCCAGCGGCCGUGGGGCAAGUGGGCCGCGGAGAUCAGGGACCCGCACAAGGCGGCGCGCGUGUGGCUCGGCACGUUCGAGACCGCCGAGGCCGCGGCGCGCGCCUACGACGAGGCCGCGCUCCGCUUCCGCGGCAGCCGCGCCAAGCUCAACUUCCCCGAGGACGCGCGCCUCCGCCCGGCGUCUACCACCACGGCGGGUGUGGCGCCCGCCGCCGCGUCGUCGGUGCCACUCGCCGCGUCGGUGGCCUCGACCUCCCCGGCUGUCUACCCCGGCGCCGGCGGCGUCCAGGGAGCGUCGGGGUCGGACUACGACUACCUGAGGUACCAGAUGCUUCUGCAAGCGUCCACCGGAAGCCAAGGCACCCUCCUUCCGUUCUACGCCGCCGCCGGCGGUGGCGUCGGCAUGACCAAUCCCUACGGUGGCGGUGGUGCCGCCAUGACCAAUCCCUACGGUGGAGCCGCCGGCGGUGGCAGCACGACUGGGUUCCUGGGCUCCUACUACUCGUUCCCGCCCUCCUCUGUUUCUGUCGCCACCGUGCCAUCCUCCACUUCCUCUGCUUCGGGAUACUACUACUCGUCGCCGCACGACUCGCAACAGAGCGAGGCGUCCGCCGCGGCGGCCGACUGGAACUGGGAGAGCACGCUGGCCUGGCCCGACUCGAGCCAGCCGUACCCGCCGCCACCUCACACUCGGUAGCAGCAGCAGUCUCCUCCAAUACCCGGCGCCACCUCACACUCUUCUUCUUUCUUUUAUCUGAAACAAUAAGGUGACUACGGCUGAGAUGGAGGCAGGAAACCAAAGCAAAGCAGACCAAGAAGUGGAAGAAGAUGCUUUCGUUUCUUUCGUGUAUGAUGACAUCCAAGUGGCCUUUGUUUGUUGAUUAUUAAUUUUGAUCGACGAUGUGGCUAUCCCCAUUGUUUCCCUUUGAUUUUGGCUGCAAAUUAAGAGAUGAAAGCUCAACUCCAUUACCCAACGGUGUAUACAUCUCCGAAUCCUUUCCGGGACGUAACGCGUUCAAAGUUUGCUA